AUGAAGGUCUCUACCAUGCUCGUGUUUCCUGUCCUAGCUCUUGGAGCUGCUACGCCCAAGCUUCCGGUUUCUUCUAUCGAUCCUGCCUGUCUUGAGAGUAUCACCAGUGUCGCCGACUGCAUCAAGAGCCUCAAACCCACCGGUGCCGCUGCUCUUACCGAUGUCGCAGUCUGUCUCGCCGAACUUGUGGCUGGGGUCCAAAAGUGUAUCCCGGGUGUCACUGGCGGUUUGCCUUCUGGUCUUCCAACUGCCCUCCCCACUGGACUGCCUGUUCCCCUGCCCACUCCCCUUCCCGGUGGCCUUCCUGGAGCUGGUAUCCCUGGAAUUCAUGGGCUUCCUUGA
This is a messenger RNA of Fusarium mangiferae, 342 nucleotides long. RefSeq lists its product as uncharacterized. The coding region runs from base 1 to 342 and encodes 113 amino acids. The transcript is spliced from 2 exons. NCBI's taxonomy places the organism in Eukaryota, Fungi, Ascomycota, Sordariomycetes, Hypocreales, Nectriaceae. The record is from RefSeq and is a predicted model, not a curated record.